Molecule: messenger RNA, 1331 nt
Organism: Camelina sativa (false flax)
Lineage: Eukaryota; Viridiplantae; Streptophyta; Magnoliopsida; Brassicales; Brassicaceae
Source: RefSeq, a predicted model, not a curated record
UUUUAUUUUUCCUGGAGAAGAAGCAAACUCUCAAAGCAGCUCCGUCGGAGGAAAAAAAAAAAAAAGAAACCAGAUCGGAAAAGUUCACUCUUUUCAAAACCUUCUCCGUAGAAAUUCAGAUUACUUAAAGGCGAGAGAGAAGGUUUGAUUUCUAAUCCCAACAAUGGAUGUGAUUAAGACGCAACAGAUAUCAGCAAGGACGAUCGAGAAAGUGGUUGUUCAUCCACUCGUCUUGCUUAGUAUCGUCGACCAUUACAAUCGCGUCGCUAAGGACUCGCGCAAGCGUGUAGUCGGUGUUCUCCUCGGGAGCAGCUCCCGUGGUGUCGUUGAUGUCACCAACAGCUACGCAGUGCCCUUCGAGGAGGAUGACAAAGACCCAAGUAUCUGGUUUCUUGAUCACAACUACCAUGAGUCAAUGUUCCACAUGUUCAAGAGAAUUAAUGCCAAGGAGCAUGUUGUAGGUUGGUACAGCACAGGCCCUAAACUUCGAGAGAAUGAUUUGGACGUUCACGCGUUGUUCAACGGCUAUGUUCCAAAUCCAGUGUUGGUCAUUAUUGAUGUCCAGCCUAAAGAACUUGGAAUCCCCACAAAAGCAUACUAUGCAGUGGAGGAAGUCAAGGAGAAUGCUACUCAGAAAAGCCAGAAAGUCUUUGUUCAUGUGUCUACAGAAAUUGCUGCUCAUGAAGUCGAGGAAAUAGGCGUGGAACAUUUGCUCAGGGAUGUGAAAGACACAACAAUCAGUACCCUGGCGACUGAGGUACUUGUCUUUACAGUACUUGAAUGUUUCAUUAUCAUCUGUAGAAAUGACGUUUUCAACUUGCUUCCUAACCUGAAUGUGAACGAGUUGGUCAAGGCCUUCUCAGUGAAAACAAAUGACAUGAUGCUCGUUAUCUAUUUAUCAUCCCUCAUUCGGAGUGUAAUUGCGUUACACAACUUGAUCAACAACAAGUUGCUGAACAAGGAACAUGAAAAAGCAGAGGACUCAAAGCCUGUGGCCAUACCUGCCACCAACUAGAUCAUGUUUUCUCGUGACUUGGUCAUCAUUGGCCUGCGAUGACGGCAGCUGUUGUGUGUUCUCGUCACCCAAAAGAAGGGACAAGUCUGGGGGACGAGCCAGUUUAGUUUGAUAUCGGCUCUCUUUCGGAGUGUUGAUUUCUCAAUUGUUCUGAUUCAGAAUGUAUCAAAGAGUCUUUUCAUUAUAUCUUUCAAGUUGGUUAGGUUUUUAGGCCUCUUUUGAGGGGUUUAAGAUACAAAGUUUCACGUCAAUGUGUCGAAAUCUCCACAAAGGGUCUUUUUAUCCUAAUGAAAUUCUUGAGUUUUUUUUUUCUUCA